Molecule: messenger RNA, 1836 nt
Organism: Emys orbicularis (European pond turtle)
Lineage: Eukaryota; Metazoa; Chordata; Testudines; Emydidae
Gene: HGFAC
Product: HGF activator
Exons: 14
Coding region: 1-1836 (611 amino acids)
Biological process (GO): blood coagulation; zymogen activation
Cellular component (GO): extracellular region; rough endoplasmic reticulum
Molecular function (GO): serine-type endopeptidase activity
Source: RefSeq, a predicted model, not a curated record
AUGCAGGGCUUUUUGGAAAGGAAAAUGAAGAUGAAAGCCUGCAGUCCUUUCAUUGUUGUCAUCCUGGCUUUGACUUUCAGCAGUGACUGUACAGGGAUGAACCGUGGGUCUACACAAAGAAGAGGCCCAGUACAUGAAAGCUUUCACCACAGAGUGUUUACAGAGGAUGAACAGCUAUGUACAUUUCCCUUUCGGUAUGGUGGAAGGAUGUACCACGCAUGUAUAUCAAAUCUAUUUUCUCAAAAGAAAUGGUGUUCAACCACACAUAACUAUGAUCGCGACAGGAAGUGGGGUUAUUGUGCUUCUGCAUCCAAAGACCAUAUAGAUUUCUCAGAUUAUUGUGCAAGGCGCCCAUGCAAAAAUGGAGGGACCUGUUCCGUUGCCUAUGAUCAUAGUUCUUAUCACUGCGCAUGUCCUGAGGCAUUCACAGGAAAAGACUGCGAGAUUGGGAAGUGUUUUGAUGAAAGUCGCUAUGAGUACUUUGACACUGGCGAAAGUUGGGCAAGAAUCCACAAAGGAGUAGUGGAAGAAUGCACGUGUGUUAACAGCCGAAUUGAAUGCCAAAACACACGAUACACAAGUUGUACCAGUAAUCCCUGUCUCCAUGACAGUGCCUGUAGAAUGAUUGUCUUCACUGGGAAAACUAUAUGUGGUUGCAAAGAAAACUUUGUAGGAAAAUAUUGCAAUAUUGUCCCUUACCAACUAUGUUAUCGUGGCAAUGGUACAGAGUACAGAGGGGUUGUGAAGACGACUGUUUCUGGACACAGUUGCGUGCCCUGGAAUUCAGAUUUGCUCUACCAAGAACUUCAUGUUGACAGUGUUGAAAAAGCUGUGCAGCUGGGCUUGGGACCCUACUCUUACUGCAGAAAUCCAGAUAAUGAUGAGAAGCCCUGGUGUUACAUCAUGAAGGACAAUACUUUGUCUUGGGAAUAUUGUAACAUUACAUCUUGUGACGCCAGGAAAAGGAUACCAGAUAUAGUUCCAGAUAUUGUGGAUACCUUUGCAGUUGUCAAAAGAGCAUGUGGAAGAAGACACAAAAAACGAAGUUUCAUCAGACCUAGGAUUAUUGGUGGCUCUUCGUCUCUACCAGGCUCUCACCCCUGGCUAGCAGCCAUAUAUAUUGGAAAUAGCUUCUGUGGUGGCAGCCUUGUUCAUCCUUGUUGGGUAGUGUCAGCAGCCCACUGCUUUGCACACAGUCCACUGAAGUCCAGUAUUAGAAUUGUUCUGGGUCAGCAUUUUUUUAAUAAAACAACAGAUGUAACGCAAACAUUUGAAAUAGAGAAAUACAUUUUACACCCAGAUUACUCAGUAUUCAACCCAACUGAACAUGAUAUUGUUUUAAUUAGGCUCAAAAAGAAUAACAAACGUUGUGCUGUCAAGACCCAGUUUGUUCAGCCAAUCUGCUUGCCAGAAAGUGGCAUGUCCUUCCCUGAUCAACACAAAUGUCAGAUUGCUGGAUGGGGACACAGGCGUGAGAAUGCAUCCAACUAUUCUAACGUUUUGCAAGAAACAUUGGUUCCCAUUGUUCCUGAGCAUAAGUGCAGAAGCCCUGAAGUUUAUGGAGAUGAAGUUAGUGAAUACAUGUUCUGUGCUGGUUACUUUGAUAGCAAAUCAGAUGCCUGCCAGGGUGAUUCUGGUGGAUCUCUGGCCUGUGAAAAAAAUGAAAUAUCUUACCUCUAUGGGAUUAUCAGCUGGGGAGAUGGAUGCGGCAGGGCCAACAAACCUGGAGUUUAUACCCGAGUGACCAAAUAUGUGGACUGGAUAAAUAAGCUAACCUCCCCCCAAAAACAAAUAGCAGAACUUCCAUAUGUUACUGUUGCCACGCACGUUGUAUGA